AUGCCUGUGAUUAUUCCAACAAGUUGGAGAGAGAUCCUUCUCUACCUCGCCUUGGCCACGGGAGCCAUCUUUGCAUGCACUGCAGUCUACAACAUCCUUUUCCACCCACUCCACACCUUCCCCGGGCCCAAGUCGCACGCGAUAUCUCGCAUCCCUUAUACGUACCACUGGAUCCGUGGGGACCUGGUUCGACACGUGGCUGUACUGCACCGAGAAUACGGUGACGUAGUCCGCCUCGCGCCAGGCGAGCUUUCCUUUGGGGACCCGCAGGCCUGGAACGACAUCAUGGGCGGCGGUAGUAAGGACCUGAAGAAGUGGGCCGGGAUUUUCGGCGUGCCCAAAUUCAUGCCGACGCACGUCCAGAACACGACCGACAAGUCUCGACACCGCAUGCUGCGCAAGGCCAUGAGGCCUGGCUUCUCAGACGCCUCCCUCAGGGCGCAGGAGCACGUCGUGUCCAGCCACAUUGACGAGUUUAUCCAGAAGCUGCGGGAGAAGCGCGGCACCAUUGUCAACAUGGAGGUCUGGUACCGCUUCAUCGUCUUUGAUAUCAUUGGGGACUUGGUUUUCGGGGAGUCGUUUGGGUGCGCCAAGGGCUCCGAGUUUCACCCCUGGAUCCGCGAAAUCUGCGAGACCGCGGCCGUGAUGUCCUAUCUCAUGGCUAUCAACAUGUAUCCGAUCUUGAGUGACGUCCUCAACUUCUUGAUCGACAGCCUGGCAAAGAGCGGAUUCGCGGCGCAGAAGAAAAUCCUGGAGCCGAUCUUGGAGCGGCGGAUCAAGUACGGGAUGGACAGGCUAGACUUGGUGGCACCGUUGAUCGCUAAGAUGGAUGAAUGGAAAUGGACCAUCGACGACUUGAUACCGCAUGCCAUCGUCAUGGUCUGA
Messenger RNA from Pyricularia grisea, 885 nucleotides. RefSeq lists its product as uncharacterized. The transcript has 2 exons. The record is from RefSeq and is a predicted model, not a curated record. Gene Ontology annotation, molecular function: heme binding; monooxygenase activity; iron ion binding. The coding region runs from base 1 to 885 and encodes 294 amino acids. Lineage: Eukaryota; Fungi; Ascomycota; Sordariomycetes; Magnaporthales; Pyriculariaceae.